UGCUCCCAGUGCCAGUUUUCAUUUUCACCUUGACUUGAGAGAAGGGUUCCGAAACGAUUGAACAAGAUUUUUUUUCGCAACUUGUUUGUCUCUGUUUAGAUUAUGCGACAAUCAUUUAGUUCGUACACCGAGAGCUCCUCCGAGGAGGACGAUCUCUCGCCGCGGGACAAGGUGCAGCAGAACUCCAAGGGGUUUGCCGAUUUCUGCGUCCGGAACAUCAAGCAGCACUCGUUCGGUCGGCAUGAGAUCGAGAUCGCCGAACAGGAAAUGCCCGGCAUCAUGGCCCUGCGGAAGCAGGCCCUCGAGGACAAACCGCUGAAGGGGGCCAACAUUGUCGGCUGUACACACAUCAACGCCCAAACGGCCGUCCUGAUUGAGACGCUCAUCAACCUGGGUGCCAACGUGAGGUGGGCCGCCUGCAAUAUCUACUCGACGCAGAAUGAAGUGGCCGCUGCCCUGGCGGAGAGUGGGGUACCGAUCUUUGCCUGGCGAGGUGAGAUUGAGGAGGAUUUCUGGUGGUGCAUUGAUAAGUGUGUCCACGCGGAAAACUGGCAACCGAAUAUGAUUCUUGAUGACGGUGGGGAUGCUACGCAUCUGAUGCUUAAAAAGUACCCGGUCAUGUUCAAGAUGAUCAAGGGGAUUGUGGACGAAAGCGUGACCGGGGUUCACCGUUUGUAUCAGUUGUCAAAGACAGGAAAGUUGACGGUACCGGCCAUGAAUGUCAAGGACGCCAUCACAAAAACCAAGUUCGAUAGUUUGUAUAGUUGUAAGGAGUCGGUAAUUGAUAGCUUGAAACGGGCCACGGAUAUUAUGAUUGGUGGCAAACAAGUAGUGCUAUGCGGCUAUGGUGAGGUUGGCAAAGGUUGUGCUCAAGCUCUGAAGGCGCUCGGUUGUAUUGUGUACGUAACGGAAAUUGAUCCGAUCUGCGCCCUGCAAGCUUGCAUGGAUGGCUUCCGUGUGGUCAAGCUGAAUGAGGUGAUAAGGACGGUUGACGUCGUGAUCACGUGUACCGGAAACAAAAACGUGGUGACCCGUGAGCACAUGGACAAGAUGAAGAAUGGGUGCAUCGUGUGCAACAUGGGCCAUUCCAACACGGAGAUCGACGUCAACAGUCUGCGAACCUCGGAACUGCAGUGGGAGAAGAUGCGUUCCCAGGUGGAUCACAUCAUUUGGCCUGGCCCCGAUGGGAAGCGUAUCAUCCUGCUGGCCGAGGGACGGCUGGUGAAUCUGUCUUGCUCAAGUGUAUCGUCGUUCGUUGCGUCGAUUACGGCUGCGACACAAGCGCUGGCACUAAUUGAACUGUUCAACGCACCGCCCGGACGGUAUAAGGCCGACGUAUAUCUGCUGCCGAAGAAGAUGGAUGAGUACGUGGCCAGUUUACACCUCCCCACGUUGGAUGCCCAUCUGACGGAAUUGACCGACGAUCAGGCACGCUACAUGGGCCUCAACAAGGCCGGUCCCUUCAAACCAAACUACUACAGGUAUUAGUUGUUCGUACUGCAAAAAAUAAACUAUGCAAUUGAAAAAGCAUUUUUCGGAAUAGAAAAAGAAAAAGUAUUCAUUUCCAGAGUUAGUUCGAUCGGUAUUUGUUUUUCGUUUUGAAACAAUUCGGCGUAUGUAGAAAAAAAAAGCAUAAAAACGAAAAAAUUAAACCAAAAUUAAUGUUGGUCAAGCUACUUUUGAUAAAGUAGUGCAAGGAAAAUUUUAGAAUUCUAGUUUAGUAAGAGCGUAAUGGAGAGAAAUAUUCAGCAGAAUUAUGAAAAAAGUACGAAACGAAAUUCUUCCGCUUCCACUAUUAUGCCGAGAACUAGGAAAACGAAACAAGCUGACAUUUACACUGUUAAAAACCGCAGAAUUAAAUUUACUAUAUUUAAAUCGCAGACAGAAAUAAAUCUAAGGGAAGCAGAUUCCAUUUAUCAAUGGGAUUUUCGGGCGUAGCAUUACCAACGAUGCUCUAAAUCGAUGGUCAAUUAUGGCAAUAAGUUACUGAUACGUUAUGAGCACGAUUUAAAUUACAGCCAAAUGCAAAUGCAAACACUGACGAAAGUUGUCCGUAGAUACUAUUCCACGCUUUACCACAGAUUCCGAUGAUUAGCGAAUUUCAAUAGGGCCAAACUCCACUAGAAGCACGCAUGUUAGGGAUUCCGUUUCCAGAACAUUACCGAGGCAUUUAAAUUAGUGAAAUGCAAAAGUUAGCCGCUACUCGUUUGACUGGAAUGUACCUCGCGGAAACCGAUUUACGGAUACGCGAUUCCAAGUAGGCAUUCACACACAGAAUAGCAAUCUAAAGCGGUCUGACUUUUGCACGCACGCAUUACACUCACAGCACACUUGCAACAGUAGACCUGUAUUACUAUUUUUAUUAUUAAUUAUUGAACUAUUAUUACCUAUUUUAAUAUUAUUAUUGUCAUUAAUGAACUUCAGCGGUAGUGAGUACAGAGAAAAAUUUAAAAUAUAUCCAAUUUUUAAGGCGCGGCACGUUUGAUCCUUCAUGUGUGUGGUAAUCUCACAGCAUUGGUUCUCUGUCAAGAUCACCUUCAGAACUUCUUAUAGGAUUUGUUGAAUAUUUCUUUGCCUUCAACUAGUAGACUCUUGAUCUGUUUAACAAGGUUCUUGACCACAAUCAAUCUUGUUCAUUUCGUAACCUCUUCGUGCACCUUUCACGUACUGUAAUCUAGAGAAAUUUUCAUUAACUCACUUGAAUUCUCUCUCGCGCCAAGGAAAACACGAUACAUAACUUUGAACGGUUUAUUUAAUAAAUAAACAAGCCAUAUUGAUCCCAUUCUGUUUACAAUACGGUCAAAUAUAUUUUUAAAAUGUCAGAGAUUUUUGAUCAACAUUAUUCAACUUGAACUCCAUCUGCGAACAAACAACUGAUGCAGCAAAUGAUGGGCCUUACCAACUAGCCGACAGCGGAGAGCGUUGAACCUGUUUCUUCGAGUGCACGUUUGGAAGCUUGAUGAUCCAGCGGAAAGUUGCUAUUUUGUCGACUUUUCGCUAGGAUUAAAAUGACCGCUCGUUUAGUAUAUUUAAAUCGCAGACAGAAAUAAAUCUAAGGGAAGCAGAUUCCAUUUAUCAAUGGGAUUUUCGGGCGUAGCAUUACCAACGAUGCUCUAAAUCGAUGGUCAAUUAUGGCAAUAAGUUACUGAUACGUUAUGAGCACGAUUUAUUACAGCCAAAUGCAAAUGCAAACACUGACGAAACUUUGUCCGUAGAUACUAUUCCACGCUUUACCACAGAUUCCGAUGAUUAGCGAAUUUCAAUAGGGCCAAACUCCACUAGAAGCACGCAUGUUAGGGAUUCUGUUUUCCAGAACAAUACCGAGGCAUUUAAAUUAGUGAAAUGCAAAAGUUAGCCGCUACUCGUUUGACUGGAGUGUACCUCGCGGAAACCGAUUUACGGAUACGCGAUUCCAAGUAGGCAUUCACACACAGAAUAGCAAUCUAAAGCGGUCUGACUUUUGUACGCACGCAUUACACUCACAGCACACUUGCAGCAGUAGACCUGUAUUACUAUUUUUAUUAUUAAUUAUUGAACUAUUAUUACCUAUUUUAAUAUUAUUAUUGUCAUUAAUGAACUUCAGCGGUAGUGAGUACAGAGAAAAAUUUAAAAUAUAUCCAAUUUUUAAGGCG
Armigeres subalbatus is the source of this 3632-nucleotide messenger RNA. Its product is annotated as adenosylhomocysteinase-like 1. Gene Ontology annotation, cellular component: cytosol. The transcript is spliced from 5 exons. The record is from RefSeq and is a predicted model, not a curated record. Gene Ontology annotation, biological process: L-methionine cycle. Lineage: Eukaryota; Metazoa; Arthropoda; Insecta; Diptera; Culicidae. Bases 103 to 1488 code for a protein of 461 amino acids.